This is a messenger RNA of Octopus sinensis (East Asian common octopus), 3726 nucleotides long. Its product is annotated as ATP-binding cassette sub-family A member 5-like. NCBI's taxonomy places the organism in Eukaryota, Metazoa, Mollusca, Cephalopoda, Octopoda, Octopodidae. Gene Ontology annotation, cellular component: intracellular membrane-bounded organelle; membrane. The record is from RefSeq and is a predicted model, not a curated record. The annotation marks the transcript as partial. Gene Ontology annotation, biological process: transmembrane transport; lipid transport. The transcript is spliced from 21 exons. Gene Ontology annotation, molecular function: ABC-type transporter activity; lipid carrier activity; ATP binding.
UCUUCUUCUUUUUUUUUUUUCAUAUUUUAAGAAAUUGAACCCAAACAGUAACCUGACGUCUCCCGUGAUGAUGACCCAAAGAAUGCCAAAGGUCGUUUUCCACCAAAACCCCACCACCAUCCUUAGUAUUACAUCGAUCUAUUUCAUUGUCGCUUUUCUCAGUUUCAUCAAUUCCCUCUGUACUCAUCUGGUUGUUGAGAAAGAGAAGAAAAUCCGACCCACAAUGCAAGCGAUGGGCUUACAGGAAACGGCAUUUUGGUUGUCAUGGGCGAUUGUACAAUACUUUUUCACCACCUGCGUGGUGGUCAUUUCCACUAUCAUCAUCGUUGCUAUCAAUGUCUUACCAAACAGCAACGUCUUCCUCUUCUUUUUGGCCCUCAUGUUCUUCACGUUGACCCUUAUUACGCUCUCCUUCCUACUGUCAACUUUCUUCAAGAAAUCCCAAACGGCAAUGACGUUGCCGGCAUUUUACGUUUUCAUGGUCACGUUGAUCUACCUCGCUAUUGGACUGACAAGAACCUACAGCGCAUCGACUGGUUUGGUCUACACGACGCCCAAGUGGGCCAUGGUGUUGCUUUGCCUCGUCUCGCCCAUUGCAUUCGCUCUCUAUGUCGACAACACCAUAUCCAUGGACCUCAGUGGCGUUGGCAUGAACUUCUCCACCAUGCAGGACGGAUAUUUCCCGAACUACAUUCCGAUGCUGAUGCUACUCCUCGAUGCCGUACUCUACUACUUUCUCUCUGUAUAUCUGGAGAAAGUAAUAUCAGGUGACUUCAAGCGUUCAAUUCACCCGUGUUUCUGCCUGUUUCCAUCGUACUGGAGGAAAUCGAAGAUUAAAUCAGGAAUUGACAAUCCAAACUUUGACAUAGAAUUCAACGCGGAUAUCAAAGAUAACGUUGAAAAAGUGCCACAAGAAUUCGACUCGAAAGUUGGAAUUAGAAUUAUGCGUCUUUUAAAGAGUUUCAAAACUACCAAAGAAACAAUAACAGCUGUUGAUAACAUCAGUUUGAAUAUGUACGAAGACGAGAUCACGUGUUUGUUAGGUCACAAUGGCGCUGGCAAAACGACCCUCAUAAAUAUAUUAACGGGUUUUCUGAAACCCGAUUCUGGACACGCCAUGAUAUAUGGAUAUGAUGUUGCUAAUGCUGGCAACCUUGAACAACUUAAAACAAUGAUCGGAUUGUGUCCCCAGGAAAAUAUAAUCCACGAUCAACUGACAUGUAAAGAAAACCUAAGAGCUUUUGCUGCAUUGAAAGGCUUUUCAGCAGAAGAAAUCGAGGAUGAGAUUGAUUCACUGUUGAAAGAUUUGAAUCUUACGGAAAAAGCCGACGUGUUUUCAAAGAAUCUCAGCGGAGGACAAAAGCGUAAGCUUUCUGUUGGAAUGGCGUUCAUAGGAAAACCAAAGGUAGUAUUUCUUGAUGAACCUACAGCUGGAGUCGAUCCCUUGUCCCGAAGGAACAUGUGGGAACUAUUGAAGAAAUACAAGAAAAACCACUGCAUUCUAUUGACCACUCACUUUAUGGACGAAGCUGAUAUCCUCUCAGAUCGGAAAGCCAUCAUCAGCAAGGGAAAACUCCAAUGUUAUGGUUCGUCUCUGUUCCUGAAAUAUAACUAUGGAAUAGGAUACCAUUUGAAUUUGUUGACCAAUUCGGACGGUGAUGUCGGCAGAAUACAACAACACAUGGACAAUCUAAACGCUUCCAUUAAGCUGAAACGAACCCACGGGUCUGAAGUUGCCUUCGUCAUACCCCAGAAACAGAUUGACCAGAACAGAUUCCCAGAUAUACUACGAUCUCUAGAAGAAAAAGAAAACGACGUCACGAAAGCCGAAAACCUCGGCAUCAAAAGCUAUGGCGUUUCUAUGACAACACUUGAAGAUGUUUUCUUCCAAAUUGGCCAAGAAGAGACAGUGAAAGAGAGCACUGACGAACUUAAUGACGAUGAGAAUGCACCGAUGACGAACGCGGCACCUGUGCCUGAAGUAACUUACUUGAACAACACUAGCUAUCAGAAAUAUACCGCUCUUUUCAAAGUGUUCUUUUUUAAUCACAUAAGACAUCCAAUGUUUGUAAUAUUUGGAAUAGUGUUACCAAACAUCCUUGUUCUUGCAAGUCUUCUGAUAAACAAAUAUAUGGAUGCCGACAAUGACGAAAACAUACCCGUCCAACUCGACAUCACAUCUUUGCUUUAUGACUAUGCCGGCAAAGCGCUAUCAGCGGCAAAACCGCAAUUUUUAAUUUACAAUACAACGACUGCUGAUGCAGGCAUAAACAAUGUGACCGCGGAUAUCGCGAAGGUGCUCUCCGUCAACCGAACCAACGUUGAUCUGCUGACAGUGGCUCCUCACUAUAUCGGAAGCAAUUUCUAUUGGCAUUCAAAUCAAACGCUUCAGACAAAUCAACUAGUUCACACAGCCAUCUUUAAUUCCACAGCAGUCCACGCCAUUCCAACAAUUGCCAAUUAUAUUACUAAUACUCUGAUGAAUUUGGGAGGAAAUUUCUCAGUCUUCAACAUCAGCACCAACAAUUGGCCGUGGCCAAAAUUAAGAAAAACUGCUACCGUCAGUGGUAAAACUUUCGCAACGGUCUACACUUUAUCAUUUGCAUUCCUUUUUAUAUCGAAUGGAGUUGGGAUACAGGCUGUAAAAGACUAUGAGUUUCAUCUCCGAAGCCAACUCCGAGUGUCAGGAGUAUCAAAUACCAUCUACUGGGCUGCCAAAAGAACUAUUGAUCUGGGCAAUGCUCUGAUACCCGUAAUCUUUCUUCUAAUUAUAAUUCUUGCAUUCCAGGUUGAGAACCUAAACAGUGCUGGGUCUAUCCUCUGUUUAGUGCUCAUGUGUUUCAUCUACACCGCGUGCAACGAACAGUUCAGUUACCUCUUGUCCUACGCGUUUACCAGUUUUGAAAGUUGUCAGUCCGUUUCACCGAAUAUAUCCACAACGAUCGCUCUGUUGCCUUCGUACGCCGUAUUGAUUCUUUAUAUGUUCCAAUAUGUCACAGCAUCUAAAGCUAUCCAUUACGUCUGUUCCAUUUUUUUCCCUCCCUAUAUUAUAUUUGGCGGGAUUUUCUUUAUAGUAAUGGUUCAAAUGAAUUACAACCAUAUAAACAAAACGAUCGAUGUGGCGGCCCCCGUAGAAGACUUUUUCAAAUGGGAUAACAUGGUUUUAUAUUCCAUACUCAUUACGCUAUUUCACGUUAUAUGGAUGCCGUUUCUGAUAAAUGCUUUAGAUAUAUGGAAGGCCACUGGGAAACUAAGGCUGGCGUUUGGUUUGAAGCCACUUCCGGUCUCGUACGACGCAUUGAAGGAUCAGACGGUUGAAGAAAAUGAAGAUGUUUUGGUAGAAAGACAACGCGUGGACAACUUAGUUAAGAAGAAAGAGUUUCCAAUGGCUACCGUGCAGAAAAUCAGCAAGAUAUUCGGCCAACCCGAUCAUGUAUGCUUCAAAAGUAAGAAAGCACCCAAGAACAUGAAAGUGGCCGUGAAUGACGUUAGCUUUUGCGUAAAGGGCGGAGAAGUUCUCGGUCUUUUGGGACCGAACGGUGCUGGUAAAACCACAUGCAUUUCCAUGAUGUCAGGCGAAUUGGGAAUUGACAAAGGAAAGGUGAGCAAAAAUCUUUCUCUCUCCCUCACUAUCUUCCUAAUUACCUACCUACCUACCUACCUACCUACCUACCUACCUACCUACCUACCUACCUACCUACCUACCUACCUAACUAUCUACCUACC